CCUUAAGCAAAUAAAAUACAUAAUGGAACACAUGCAAUCAUCAUACAUUAUCAACGACGUUGCCUCAUGUUGCGAGUCAAAUUUUCUGUAACUUCAUCUCGCAAUGCAAUGAUACGUUGAGAACUUACACCGUGGACCUCAUUUGAACACCUUUCGGUGGGUUCUUGUGUUGGUGGGGUGAUGCGAUCUUCCGGAACAAAAACAAGGUUUGUCUCAAAACAAAGAAAAGCGGGAUCGUCAUUAGAAUAUUGCCGAAUGAAAUUAUGUAGUGCCAUAGUAGCUAAGAUUAUUUUGACCUGCACCUUAAAAGGAUAAGAAAGCAUGGAUCUAAGGAUACACUAUGAUAAACAUGUAAUUUCCAUGUUUAUGUUUGUAUUUUUAAUUAGUUUUGAUUGAUUAUUACUUUGAAAUUUACACACUUUUGGUGUAAUAGUUUAGUUUGUAAAAAUGUUUGUAAUUUGUUUAGAUUAGAUUCAUUCUGAGCUCAAACGGGUCCAUAAUCACUCAAGGGACCAUUGGUGUACCCCAAAAGUUGAAGGAAGGUGCAAAAUCACAAGACAAAUUCACGGAUCCUGAUUUUUGGUCUAUACCCGAUCGGGUAUGACCUAUACCCGAUCGGAUAUCUUGUUGAAAUUUCAAACCGGAUCGGAUCCGAGACAAGGCAAUGUGCAAGAGGAUUUUUAGCCAUGUUCGAAUGUCCAUACCCGAUCGGGUGACCGACAUACCCGGUCGGGUAUGCCCCACUUUUGCAGUUUCCGGGAAGCCUCUGAAGGUACCCGAUCGGACACCCUAUAUGCCCGAUCGGGUACACACCCCUGCAUGCUCCAAAAACCUAUAAAUACCCCCCUUUCCUUCCCAAAGAAAACCACCAAUUCACAUAUACUUCUAAGCUCAGUCUAGAUAAGUUCUUUCUUUAUAUUUUCAUCAUGUUUAGUCUCCAAAUGAGGAGCUAAACUCUUCCAUCUUGGUUUUGCUACUUUGAAGCUUAAUGAAUUUCAAAGGUUAGAAAAACAUCAAAAAAUUGAAAAAGAAUUCAAGAAGAGGAAGAGCGCACAUUACAAUCGAAGAAGAGCGCACAAUUCAACUCUAUCGUGGAUGGGUCUGCGAACAAUUGAAGAAGAAGAAGAAGAGCGGGGGAGCUUACCUUGACUUGACGAAUAUGGAGAAGCCGAGCUGAUGAAACUAGACGCAACAGAUCCAGCACGGUCUUUGACGCAACGAUGUAUGAACAUGCAUAGUAGAAGGGCAAAGGAGUAUAUUUGUUUUUCAACGGUAAAAUAAUACCUUUCAGCGGAAAAAGUAACAAUAUAGUUACUUUUCUGGUUGAUAAGGAAAAUCAGACCAAACAGCCCAAUUCACAUCUAUAUGACUGUAUUUUUAUAUUUUAAGGCUUAUCCGCCUAUUUUAAUGGCUCCAAAGGGCCCCUAAGUCUUCUUUGCUUGCUUUGUUUUUUACCUGGUUUUCUUUUUUCCCUCUUUUACUUACGCGUGCUUUAGGACUUCUCAAUUCCAAUAGCAUGUUGAAUUGCUUACCAUUUCGAUAUAGCGUGCUUUGACCAAAUGAAGAUAUGCCGCACUAGAUAGUCACAUAUAGUCAAACCCUAGAGUUAUAAAUCCUUGGAAAAUGGUAUGAAUAAACUAUUAAGAUUUGAAAUUCUAUCCAAUCGACAUAAUUGGAGAAAUAGUUCAAAAAUCUGUAUAUGUUAGUUUGUUUUUUUAUAUGCAUGCCCUCUCAAAAUGGUGAGUCAUUGGAGAAUACCAAUCAUAUAGUAGUUGUGUUUGUUGUUAAGGCCUACGGAGACCUAAUUGCUUUUGCUUGUUGGAGUUUAAUCGGCUCUGAUACUAUAUACACAUUUAGAGUUUCAUUCCUAGGGACAAUGAUGUUUUUAUUUGGACCAUUUUAAGUCCCAAACUAGACUUAUGCAGAUCAGACCAGACUUUCGUAGUUAUAAAAUACAUAAUGAUCAAAUAUUUAUCAGACCAAACCAGACCAAAUCAGUUCAGACCAUAAUAAAACAGACUUAAACGGACCAAGUAAACAUAUCCUAAAAGUCAACCAAAACGAGUAGCUUAAGAUUUAAUUUGUAUUUUUAUAUAUGCAAUGGGCGAGUGAUAGUUUAGUUGUUAUAAUUAAUUGAUUAGAGUAUUUUGAGUUGUGCUAUACGCAAUGGGCAGUUGAAUUUAAUAAAGAGUGGUUAAAACACUGGCACUAAUAAUUUUGAAAUCAUGAUCCACAUACAAUACUUUUCACAUUAAAGUAAAUAUAUUUUCAUAAAAGAUCAGCAAUUUUCAAAUGACAUAAUUGGAUUCUUGUACUCGAAUUUUCUAAAUAAAUAUCACCUAGAAGAUCGGUUCACACUUAGCAACGUAUGUUACUACUUGACGUGUAGACUUAUGUCUACCACUCGAGCACUACAAUCGUUAGAAAAGAAAAAGAGAAAAUUAGGUGAGAAUUAACUAUCGUCAAGUAUUCCUUAAAGUUGAAUACGUGAUUAAGACCGAACAAACAUGAGAGAAGGAAGUAAAAGGUGGUUAUAAGAUUCUUUGGAUUUAAGGGUUGCCUCACGCAGCUCCUAGGGUAAUCCACCCUCGUUUUUCCGAGGGGCGUGUGAGAUUGGUUGGAGGGCGAGGUGAGUGGUUUGGACGUAUUGGUGGAUUGAGGCGGCGACAGGUCGGUUAUUGGGGUAAGGACAGUGGUUAGUGUAUUUAGACAACGGGUUUUGGCGAGCAGUGAUCGAAGGCCGAACCCAAAUUAAGCAGCAGCAGUGCGGUGGUAUAGGAGCACAUGGAAGCUUUUGUUGAUUGCUACAAGCAGAUGUCGAUCGGUACAGAUUCAGAGGAGCUUGAUCUUGACGAACUCGAUGCUGAGGAAGUUCCGACGAAGACAGGUCCUAAAGAGUUCUCGGUGAUCGGCCAAGUACUAACUAAUAGGAAGGUUAAAUUUCCGAAUUUUAAAGAGAUGAUGCUAUCUUUGUGGAGAUCGGGGAAAAAAGGUAUUUGUUUACUUUUUUCAUUGUUUUGAUAUGAUGCGUGUUCUUGAGGGGGUCCAUGGCAUUUGAACGCAGUCUUGUGAUGUUAAAAGAAGUUAUGCCUGAUGAUAUCACACACAAAAUUAUUUUAAAUGAGUCAGAGUUUUGGGUUCAGAUUCAUAAUGUUCCCUAUAGUCUUGUUAACCUGGGUACUGCCAGACGUGUGGGAAAUUUCAUAGGGCAAUUUGUUAAGUAUGAUGAUUUUCAGAAGAGUGAUAAAUUAGAGCCAUAUAUGCGGGUUAGGGUCCUUAUGAAGAUGGAGAAAUCAUUGAAGAAAGGGACAAAUCCGAAAAAGGAUGGCAAAAGUUUUUGGGUAGAUUUUAAAUAUGAGAGUCUGCCAAACUUUAAUUGGACAUUCAGAUAAUUUUUGUCCCUUAAAUUAUGAAGAAGGCUUAGUUUUAGAAAAAAGAUUUGAGAUCCAUCUCAGAGCAGGGAGUGAGGUGAAAACAAGUACUACAGGAGGUCAAAAAUGGCUUCUGGAGGGUUCGUCGAGCUCUGGCAAAUCGAGUGGAUAUAUUGAGGCACAGAAAUUAGAGGACAAGAUAGAUGAAAGGGGGAAAGAUGUAACGAUUGAAUCAACCCAAAGCUUUACCAAAGGAGGUGGGAGGAGUCAAAAUAAGAGGUUUCGAAGAGAAGGAAGAUUGGGGAGAUCCAAACAGAGCAGGAGCAAGAAGAGGAUGUCAUGGCCUUGGAUGGGACAAAAAACGGGGAGGAGGCGGGCUUUGCUCCUUAAGCCCGCCGAAGCCGCUGAUGGAAGAUGGGAGGCCACAGAUCCGAGGAACGAUUCGUGUUUUCUGGCUGCAUCAGAAGUUUAUUAAUUUUUGUUUUGUUUGUUGUUUCAGAGUUCCUUUUGGUGGUGAUAUCAUGUAUCGAUUCAUGUUAGCCGACCCCAAUAUCUUUUGGGACUAAGGCUUGGAUGUUGUUGUUUGUUGUUGUUUCAGAGAUUGUUAUGUUUGCUUUGCUGUUUGUUUUUUCUGUUAUGUUCCUGUUUGUAAGACGUCGAUUUUGGAUGUGGGGGAUGAGAUGAAUAUGAUGACCGG
Molecule: messenger RNA, 4068 nt
Organism: Cuscuta europaea
Lineage: Eukaryota; Viridiplantae; Streptophyta; Magnoliopsida; Solanales; Convolvulaceae
Source: the annotation of a GenBank genome assembly